Molecule: messenger RNA, 1275 nt
Organism: Gloeophyllum trabeum ATCC 11539
Lineage: Eukaryota; Fungi; Basidiomycota; Agaricomycetes; Gloeophyllales; Gloeophyllaceae
Exons: 1
Coding region: 1-1275 (424 amino acids)
Source: RefSeq, a predicted model, not a curated record
AUGGGCGAAAAUGACCGCUUUCUUUCAUAUCUGCCCCAUAGCGGCUUUAACAAUCAACGUAUUGCUUUGGAAAAUGCUCUCGUGUUAUCCCGUAUGCUGAAUCGUACUUUGCUUUUGCCUCCUGCCCGUCUCGGCAACAAACCUCUGCCUUACAUGGAUUUUGAGAAGCUAUCUCACUUCGUCUCGUUGUCAGGGAAAGAGCGGGCUCGUCGUUGUGCGUCCAUCCCAACUUCAGCCCCUGUACCUUUGGAAUGUUUCGACUACACACUCGUUUCAUGGUAUUCGCUCAUGAACCUAUCCUCACUGCAAUCGGAACAAAGUAUUUUCGAGAGAUGGGAUCUCAGCGCAGCCUGGCUUGAACGGAUCGGCGUUACCCAGGACGAUAUUUACACUCUGGCGGGCUCUCGACUGUACCACUAUCGCUUCGUAGACUCGAAAUCGGAGCUCUCUGGGGACCAAAAAUACACGGAAUCCGUCAAUAUUGCUGACUUGGCUCAGGUACCAUCGAGACUGAUCCAGAUUGGGACUCUCUUUGGGUCGUCCCGUCUUCGUCUCAGGCAGCCAGGCAACUUGGCCCUCCGAGGCGAUAUUCGGCGAAGAAUGACUCUCUCAAACGUCCUCCUACACCGUAUAGCGGCCGAUAUCGGCGACGCCAUGGGCGGCGUGUAUCUAGCGGCCCACGUACGCGUCGGAGACGGGGUAUUCAGCGAACGUCAGCACCACAACGCCAGGCGCAUUUGGUGGAAACUACUUAGUCAGGCCUUGGAAUUCGACAAUGAACGCAUCAGUGCUCUGGAAAAUCGUUUGAGUAACGCAAGCUGGCAUUGCACAGGGUCCAUCCCCGUUAUCUCGCCUGACCCGCCAGCACUCAAAGUUCCUCGACCGGCUCUAUCUCCGAUGCCUUCUUCCUUCCGUCCUCGCUACUCAUGUCGUGGAUCCACGGAGGGACUCUUUGACCCGAGGCUCGCAGUCCCUCUCUUCGUAUCCACCGAUGCUCCCGACCCUGCCAAUCACGCACUCAUCCGUCCCUUGAUGUCGACGUUCCCCUGUACAUUCUUCCUAUCCGACUUUACCUCAGAGCUGGCGCCUCUAGACCCUAUACAAAACCCCUACGACGGAGCCUUUCUCAAGCCGUUCCUCCUCCCUCUUAUUGAAGCAAUCAUCGCUGGCAAAGCGAGGUACGUAGUUGGCACGGACGGGAGCACUUUCAGUGCGUAUGUCCAGGAUGUGCUGUGGAGAGCCUAUCAUGAUUGGGAGAUUGUUCAAAGAGGAUGA